GCAGAUGACUCCCUGAAUAUUAACGAUAAAGGUCGGAUGAUAAUUUAGUAGCCUAACAUUACCAGAUUAAAACGUUUAGUGAGGAUGGUUUUAAGAAUUUAUCCUAACCCUUUUUCGUCAUGACCACACGGCGUUACGUCGGAUGAGCCUCAUCAAACCGUCAGUUUGGUAUCGAUACAAAACGGGUUUAUUAGGCAAAAACCCCGAAUAUUAUUUGCGCGAUAAAAAUAAUAAUAACGCGAGAGUUUGCAAGUUGCCAGAAGACUGUAGUUGCAGCUGUCAAAGGAAGAGUGGAUACGCGCAUGACUCAACACACAUUACUGUAGCCUAUUACUGUACACGGCCGCGAAGAUAAUUUCCGUAUAAAACCCCGAAAUAAUCCCGAGGUAAGGAACCGCAGACUGCACCGAAAGCGACCGAGGCGCGUGGCUAACGACCGUGACGACUGUCAGUCCGUCUCCAUCGAAGCCCCCGACCAGACCCGCUUGGAACAGCAGGUGUGAUGGCCAUGUAAGACCGGGAAAGGCGCAUAUACCGCGCGAGGUGUAGCCCUACCGCCUGACCCCCACGUGGGUGACCCCGGCCACCCGGCGGCUCGUGUUGGGUGACUCCCGACAUUGCAGCAUGGAGACCCCCAGUAGCCCCCGGCUGGGGAAGCUGUCAUCAGGGGGGGCUUCAAGAGGUCGUCCCCCCAAACAGGCCCACCCCCAGGAGGCUGCCAGGACCACAGCUACAGGCCCAGAGAGCAACAAACAGAGUCCUCCUUGUAGUGAAAGAGGGGAGGGGAAGAAGAAGGGGCGUCCCAGAGCUGAAGUACAGGAUCUGAGGAGUAUUCCUGCUAACAUGAUGGUCCAGUGGAAGGAUGAGUUUAAGAGGAGGUCAAGGGUAAAGUGUCCGUGUUCAGGCUGCUGGUUGGAGUUCCCCAGCAUCUACGGCCUCAAAUACCACUACCAACGCUGCCAGGGGGCAACCCUAGCGGAGAAGUUGAGUCAUGGCUGUCCGGACUGUGAGGCGGUGUUCGCCACUAAGGUUCGGCUCCAGAAGCACAAGCUGUGGAACCACCCAGAGAGAGUUACCGUGGAGACCACGGCCGAGCCCAAACUACAGAAGACCCCCGUGAAGGGGGCCGCCAAGAAAAGGCCUAUGGAGAUUACUACCCCAUCGCCGGUGUUCUUCAAAGUGAAGAAGACCCAGGAUGUGUCUAGUCCCUCCCAGAAUGGGGAGUGUUCCCCCCAGAGGGGGGAGAGGAAACAGCACACACACCCCCAGCCCCCUCAACAUCAACAUCAGGCCUCCUCCUCUGACACCUCCCCCAACACUCCGGAUGGCAGCGAGAGCGAUGGUGAGGGGGGAAGCCUCCUCCCACCGUAUCCAGAUGAAGACCCUGAGAGGACAAGGCACAGACGGAAGCAGAAAACUCCUAAAAAGUUCACUGGAGAACAGCCCUCCAUCUCUGGGACGUUCGGACUGAAAGGUAUGAACAAGGUAGAGGAGAAGCUAAAGGCUGGUCGUGUGAAGAGAUCAGAGGGAGGUCUGUUCAGCGAGGAGCCCCAGAGGAAGAACCCUGGCCCAGCCUCCAGAAGAGACCCACUACCCCUCACCUCUGGUACUCCAGCAGAGGCCCAGUGGCAGCAUGCCAUCUCAGAGCGAGGGGAGGUGCUCUGUCCUACCUGCUCCAUUGUCACCAGAAAGACCGUCUCCGGCCUUAAGAAACACAUGGAGAUCUGCCAAAAGCUCCAGGAUGCCCUGAAGUGCCAGGAGUGCCACAAACAGUUUAGGUCCAAGGCCGGACUCAACUACCAUACAAUGGCUGAGCACAGCAGCAAGGCCUCGGGGAGCGAGGGCCAGACGGGGGACAGGCAGGAGGAGAGAGAGAGGCUGCGCAGAGUGCUCAAACAGAUGGGACGAAUCAAGUGUCCUAACGAGGGCUGCUCGGCCCAUUUCUCCAGUCUAAUGGGGUACCAGUACCAUCAGAAGCGCUGUGGCAGAGAGCUGUCAGAGGAGGACAAGCCUGUGUUUCUGUGUCAGCACUGUGGGAAGACCUACCGCUCCAAGGCUGGCAGAGACUACCACCUCCGCACUGAACACCGUACCCCCACCACCCCAAACACCACCAACAUCAACGAUACCAACAACACUAACGCCAGCAGAGGGGUGAGCACAGAGGACUCCCAGACACAGCUUGGGGGAAGGAGGGAGCUGAACCACACGGAGAGAGAGAGGAAGGAAAAGGAGAAGUGGCAAGAGUUGUCUGCAGGUAGGGAGAAAGAGAGAGAGGAGGGGAGAGAGAGGGGUGGGGAGAGAGAGGGGCUGGGGGAGGACUUUGAGAGGACUCCCAGUGGUAGGGUGAGACGUCGGUCGGCCCAGGUAGCAGUGUUCCACCUGCAGGAGAUAGCAGAGGAUGAACUGACCAAGGACUGGGGAACCAAGCGCCGCAUCAAAGAUGACCUAGUACCGGACAGCAAGAGGUUGAACUACACUCGACCUGGCCUUCCCAAGUUCAGUCCCAAGCUGCUGGAGAGCUGGAAGAACGAGGUCAAAGAGAAGGGUUUCCUCUGCUGCUCAAACGGAAGCUGUGAAGCUGUUUACUCCAGUGUGUCUGGGCUCAAAGCUCAUCUAGCCAACUGUAACCAGGCAGGGGGCGACGCAGGGAAGUACACCUGCUUAUUGUGUCAGAAGGAAUUCAGCUCAGAAAGUGGUGUCAAGUACCACAUCAGCAAGACACAUUCACAGAACUGGUUCCGAGCCUCUAGCCAUGUGGUGCCCAGCAGCAGCAAGAGCAAACCGGCAGAAAAUAAAGAGUUUGAGAAAAAGGAGGUUAAGAACGGUGCCACCACAGGAAAGAAGAGAGGCCGCAAGCCCAAAGAGCACCCCCCUCAGGCCACCCCUCUCCAAACAAAGACUCCUUUCAGUUCCACCCAAAUCUCAUCCUCCACCCCCACCCCGAACCCAAGUUCAGCCGCCACCCCGAACACGGCCCAAGUCCAGCACCAAGCCCAGUCCCCGACAGAGAGGGUGAACCUGGAGACCCCGACAUUUAACAGACAGCCCAACCCCCCUACCACAAGGAAGGGAAAGACCAAGAGGGUUUCCCCUCCCUCAGAGUAGAUCUGCUUUCACUAACCCAGGAGCCAGAGAGGAUGCUAUCUCUCUGACGUGCCAUCCACAUUACGCCAGUAAGCUCAAAGACGCUAUGGACGACACGAGGACUGGGGGACAGCGAACAAAACUAAAAAUAACCAUAGAGACAUGAAAACAAUUAGAUCAUGCUUUUGAUUUGACUCUGAUCUUUGUGUUUUAACCCUAUACUGUAUAAGGUGUAUGUGUCUACUGGUAUAUGCUGAUGUAACAGUUCAUUUUUUUCUCCAUUCCAUUUCUAAGCAUCAUUUCAGUUAAGCUAUUCACAACAGGGAUUAAUUGUAAUCAAAGUUCAAAUCCAACUCAAUAUAUAAAUAGCAUUUUCUAAACAAAAGUCAUAUUUCAAUAGAAUUUUGCAUAAUUCCCUAUACAUGUCUGUAGAUUCAUGUUGUGCUUGAGAGAUUUUUUAAAGGAUAUUCUAUUAGCAUGGUGAGGUAAUUUACUGCUAGUGAUUUUUCAAUGGAUAUACUGUACUGUGUAUAUAUACAAUAUCUAUAUCUAUAUAUCUAUAUACUCAAAGCAAUGACGUCAUCCAUAGUUUUUUCAAGGCAGGAAGGUCAAAUUUGCAUUUUGUUGUUUUCCACUUUGGCGUCUUAAGUUAGUUUUUCAUUGUGGCAGCUGAAUGCCGAAGUAGAGAUCUUUUUUUCAUCAGUCUGCUUCAGUGCAAUACACUCAUUGUGUUUUGGCCCAGAGUACACACUGUUACGCAUAAAUCAAACUCUUUCUUCUGUUAUUAUGCUGUUCAAGUAUUUAUAGUCAUUUUGUUCAUUUCAAAUUUACACUGAAAUGGGGGAUUUAUUUUUUAUUUUACAUAUGAUAUGAGAUUUUAUCAAUUUUUGAGACAGUAAUUAUACCUUGGGGCACAAGAGUAUGAUUGAGGAUGUUUACGCAAACAUUUCUAAACUAAAAUCUGUAUCUACACCAAGCAAUGUAAACGGCAUAUUCACAAAGUUUGAAGAUGAAAAAAUGUUGUUGAAUAUAUGUUUCCACUGCUUUUGUUGCUAAUUAUGGACUAAAUGCUGAAUCAGAGGGAAAGUAUUUGACCAGAGUUGCACCAUUGCAGCACAAUCAAAUGAGUUGUCACCAUUUUGGAGAUUGAAGUCCAAAUUGAGGAUGAUCUGGAAAAAUCUACUUGCUCUUGUUUGAAUGAAAUAAUUCAGAAAAGGGAGUGGCAUAUGUCUUUUUUAUAGAAAAUUGAAGUCAGUUUGAAAAUAAUAUUUUAUGAAACGAAAAAGAAAUCCUGCAAAUAUAGUUUCUAAAAACACUUGUCUUGCACUAACCCUAACCCUUCCCUCCCUUCCCCUGUUGUGUCUUUCUGCACUUGAAGAGCACUGCUAAUCUUUUCCCCCAACAUUAAUGCUCCUGAAGAGGCUGCCCUUAGACACAGAUCUAGGAACCAGCCUGCCCUCCCUAAAUUCUAACCUUAACCAUUAUGGGCAAAGACACAAAACUGGCCAUAGGUCCGUGUCUAAGGGGCAGUUUCACCCUACUCAAACCUUAACCCCCUAUAUGGGGGGUUGUAACCAGGACUAAAAAAGAACCCGAGUGGUGUCCAAAAAGAAGUACUUUUAGUCCUCUGUGACCCGCAUUCUAACCAGAUUCAAUGACAAAUGGGAAACUAACAGGGCCACCUGUCUAACUCAGAAUCCUAACAAAGCCAUAAAUGAUCCUCAGAAAUGCAAAACAUUUAGGCUGUUUUACCAGUCAUAACUGUUUUAUUGUAAAAUGAAUUAAGUCUAAAUUAAAUGUCUUUAAUUUAUGAAAAAUACUAGCAUGUGCAAUCAGAGAAUUUUAAGAUGUUAUCUAUGUAAUAAUUACUUAAAGUAGAUACUUGAAUUCACACAAAACAAAUGACGUAAUUUGAUUGAAAUAAAACCCCUAAAAUCUUUCAUUUAUAUUUAUAUCAAUAGAGCAGAAUAGCUUGCUCUCAAAGCUACAGAUCUAUUUUAUAAUCACGUGUGUAUAUUAUCUAGUUAAUAUGAUAGCAAGGGGAGUUUGUAAAAAGUGAAUGGUUAUAUGGUGCAAUUUAAUCAGUCUGCUUGUUCAUCCAGCACAGUUUUUCCUAAAAUUGUCCUAAAAUUGUACUUUGCAUUAUGUCCAAAUACAGAUACUUAACUCAUACCAUAAUGUAAUAUUAACCCUUGUGCUGACAUUUUGUGUUCCUCAAGUUAGGAUUCAGCCCAAUAUCACCAUUGCAAUUGAAUUAGAUUUUGUAGAUGUCAGCCUACAUUGCUUUAAUCGAUAAUGGUCUAUUUGGGGAUGAUAGGAAUUCUCAAAGGGAUAGUGUGAGAUUUGGGCAAUCAAGUCAGAUGAACUCAUGGAUACCAUUUCAUGUCUCUGCGUCCAGUUUGAAGGAAGUUCAAGGUAUUUUCUGGAGCGAUUGUUAAUGACUGGAAGUCUAUGGGAUCAGCUAGCUUAAUUGCAAAAAUCUCUCACUAUCCCUUUCACGAAGGACUGGGUGUAGGCUACAUCCCGUACAUUGCAUUACGAUGAAAUACCUACCGUAUUGUUAUAUUCACAUUUGAUAGAUGAACAACAGAGGUUAGAUAGACAAGCACUGACGGUACCUUGCGCUUUUCAAAUCCAGUUGUUCAGACCUUGGCCCUUGGCUCUCAUCUAGUGACUGGCUUGUGUGUAUAGGGAGAAUGAGAACCGUGGCUCUCAUCUAGUGACUGGCUUGUGUGUAUAGGGAGAAUGAGCACCGUGGCUCUCAUCUAGUGACUGGCUUGUGUGUAUAGGGAGAAUGAGAACCGUGGCUCUCGUCUAGUGACUGGCUUGUGUGUAUAGGGAGAAUGAGAACCGUGGCUCUCGUCUAGUGACUGGCUUGUGUGUAUAGGGAGAAUGAGAACCGUGGCUCUCGUCUAGUGACUGGCUUGUGUGUAUAGGGAGAAUGAGAACCUUGGCUCUCGUCUAGUGACUGGCUUGUGUGUAUAGGGAGAAUGAGAACCGUGGCUCUCGUCUAGUGACUGGCUUGUGUGUAUAGGGAGAAUGAGAACCGUGGCUCUCGUCUAGUGACUGGCUUGUGUGUAUAGGGAGAAUGAGCACCUUGGCUCUCAUCUAGUGACUGGCUUGUGUGUAUAGGGUGAAUGAGAACCUUGACUCUCAUCUAGUGACUGGCUUGUGUGUAUAGGGAGAAUGAGAACCUUGGCUCUCAUCUAGUGACUGGCUUGUGUGUAUAGGGAGAAUGAGAACCGUGGCUCUCGUCUAGUGACUGGCUUGUGUGUAUAGGGAGAAUGAGAACCUUGGCUCUCGUCUAGUGACUGGCUUGUGUGUAUAGGGAGAAUGAGCACCUUGGCUCUCAUCUAGUGACUGGCUUGUGUGUAUAGGGAGAAUGAGCACCGUGGCUCUCGUCUAGUGACUGGCUUGUGUGUAUAGGGAGAAUGAGCACCGUGGCUCUCAUCUAGUGACUGGCUUGUGUGUAUAGGGAGAAUGAGAACCGUGGCUCUCAUCUAGUGACUGGCUUGUGUGUAUAGGGAGAAUGAGCACC
Messenger RNA from Oncorhynchus keta (chum salmon), 6625 nucleotides. It is a transcript of the gene znf512b, whose product is annotated as zinc finger protein 512B. The coding region runs from base 625 to 3108 and encodes 827 amino acids. Gene Ontology annotation, molecular function: zinc ion binding. Lineage: Eukaryota; Metazoa; Chordata; Actinopteri; Salmoniformes; Salmonidae. The record is from RefSeq and is a predicted model, not a curated record. The transcript is spliced from 18 exons.